AUUAGGCAAGGAUUAUGCUACUCGUCAAUUUUGCAUGCAUCACACAGAAAGUUGAACAAAUGUAAAUCAUUCCCGACACUGAGACCGAUCUGAACUCAUCACUCGAACAUUGACAAGAGAAUAAAGCCACAUACUCAUUUUAAUAUCAUUUGCAAAAGCGGAUAUGGAACCUUCUACCACUAACGAAUCGAAGGACUUGGUCGAGGGAAAUUUCGUCGACUUGCAUAGACUUCGAGGCCUUGGAGAUGAUCCAGUCUAUUAUCCCCCCAUUCUCGAAGACCGGCCUCGUCUCUGGCCCUUGGACAAGUGGUCCUCCGCCCCACGAGAUCUUGGCUACGACAAUUUCGCCACUGAACACUGGAAAGGUCUCCGUCUCCUGAAGGACCCCGAGACCCAGUCCGUCUACCACAACAUCCUGUGGGAAAUUAAGCCCAAAACCAUCAUCGAGUUGGGCGUGUACAGCGGAGGGUCGCUAGUUUGGUUUCGAGAUUUGACGAAAGCGUUUAAAUUUCCGAGUCGUCUGAUUGGAAUUGAUAUCGAUUUGUCGCGAUGUCAGAUACCCGAGGGUGAAAUGGACAUGAUUUCAUUGCACCAAGCCGACUGCAAUAAUCCAGAGUCGUUCGCCUUCUUGAAGGACAACGUCGAGCAUCCCAUUCUUUUCAUUGAUGACGCGCACUGCAAUACUUUUAACGUUAUAAAAUAUGCGGUCAAUAAUUUUCUAAAGGUUGGAGAUUUUGUGAUGAUCGAGGAUACGAUGGGGAUGUGGGGGAGGUACAGCCCAAAGCAUCUGAAGUCUCAUCUUGCCUCUUUCAAAGAUGUGAUGGCACUGGACUUGUUGUACUCCAAUGUUCCAUGUCAGCUCAAAGACGGUGUAUUUCAAGUGAUCAAGAGUAAUAAUUGAGCAUGAAACAAGUUUUAAGAAAUUUAUGACUUUGUUAAUGAUUGUUGCAUACAUAAUUGGUUAAUUAAUAAAUAAAUGAAGUAGUAAAAUAUAA
Molecule: messenger RNA, 995 nt
Organism: Folsomia candida
Lineage: Eukaryota; Metazoa; Arthropoda; Collembola; Entomobryomorpha; Isotomidae
Exons: 2
Coding region: 164-901 (245 amino acids)
Biological process (GO): lipid biosynthetic process
Molecular function (GO): methyltransferase activity
Source: RefSeq, a predicted model, not a curated record